AUGCGAGCCGUCAGAGACCCCAAUUUUUCUAAAUGGCUUUUAAAUAUCGUUGAUGGAGUAAUACCUUUCCCAACAGCAUCUAAAACCCAAUUUUCAGUAGAAAUUCCAAUUUCUUUAAUAUCUAAUGACAUAUUUACGGAUAUGUUUGAUAAUAACUUUACCUAUACUGAUGUUGAAAGAUUUUCUAGACGUGCAAUUCUUUGCCCAAGAAACGAAUAUGUUCGAUUAAUAAAUGAACGCGUUUUGAUGAAUUUACAAAAUGUUGAACAAAUGAGUUUUUACGCGAUUGACUCGGUAAAAAAUGAUGACGGUGUAGAAAAUGAUGAUUUACAAGUCAAUAUUCCGGUAGAAUUUUUAAAUACUUUGAAUCCAUCUGGAUUACCACCAUAUAAAUUAAAUGUAAAAAUUGGUUGUAUAGUAAUGCUUUUGAGAAAUCUGUCGGUAGAUAAAGGACUAUGCAAUGGAACUAGAAUGAUUGUUAGAGCGUUUCGCCAGAAUGUACUUCAAUUGGAAAUUAUUACUGGGGCAUUUUCUGGAACUGUUCAUUUCAUUCCUAGAAUUUCUUUGGAUACAUCGAAUGAUCCAGCACUUCCAUUCAAUUUUGUUAGACACCAGUUUCUAGUUUGA
Molecule: messenger RNA, 627 nt
Organism: Rotaria sp. Silwood2
Lineage: Eukaryota; Metazoa; Rotifera; Eurotatoria; Philodinida; Philodinidae
Source: the annotation of a GenBank genome assembly